Molecule: messenger RNA, 1545 nt
Organism: Capra hircus (goat)
Lineage: Eukaryota; Metazoa; Chordata; Mammalia; Artiodactyla; Bovidae
Gene: MYL9
Product: myosin light chain 9
Exons: 4
Coding region: 240-914 (224 amino acids)
Biological process (GO): platelet aggregation; myofibril assembly
Cellular component (GO): myofibril; cytoplasm; stress fiber
Molecular function (GO): calcium ion binding
Source: RefSeq, a predicted model, not a curated record
CAUUUUCCCCACCCUGCGAAGUUCAGUGCUCCAAGCCCUGUGACAGCCCCUCGAGAGAGAGAGAGGGCGGGCAUGGGGCGGCCAUGGAGACCAAGCCAGGAUCAGAGCAGCGGGUGAGCUCUUGGCCACUCCUGCCACAUCGGCCCUAGAACUGUACAGAUGGGGGUGGCAGUGACUGACAGACCACGGCAGUCUGCUGGGCGCGGUGGACUUCUCCUCGGCUGCCUUCUGUGGGCGUCAUGAGUCAAAGUUUCCAGAGAACACCCGGCUCCUCGAAGCACCCCCUGCCCACGGCACUGUCCCACCCCAACCCCUUCCCAAGGCUUCUGUCUACCCACCUUGAACCACACGAGAAGCACCAGGGGCCAGGAAAGCCCCACACGCCUGCAGCCAAGAUGUCCAGUAAACGGGCCAAGGCCAAGACCACCAAGAAGCGGCCACAGAGGGCCACGUCCAAUGUGUUCGCGAUGUUUGACCAGUCCCAGAUCCAGGAGUUUAAGGAGGCCUUCAACAUGAUCGACCAGAACCGGGAUGGCUUCAUCGACAAGGAGGACCUGCACGACAUGCUGGCCUCGAUGGGGAAGAACCCCACGGACGAGUACCUGGAGGGCAUGAUGAGCGAGGCCCCGGGGCCCAUCAACUUCACCAUGUUCCUCACCAUGUUUGGGGAGAAGCUGAACGGCACAGACCCCGAGGAUGUGAUCCGCAACGCCUUCGCCUGCUUUGACGAGGAGGCCUCAGGUUUCAUCCAUGAGGACCACCUUCGGGAGCUGCUCACCACCAUGGGUGACCGCUUCACAGAUGAGGAGGUGGACGAGAUGUACCGAGAGGCGCCCAUUGAUAAGAAAGGCAACUUCAACUACGUGGAGUUCACCCGCAUCCUCAAACACGGCGCCAAGGACAAGGACGACUAGGCCAUCCCAGCGCCCCGUGCCCGGCCCCUGUCCCAGCCACCUGCUCCCACAUACACCGUCUGCACCGGCUCCGUGCCCAGGAGCCCAGAGCCCCCUCUCAGAGGACUCUCCCCCUGAGGGGCCGGGGGCCCAGCUCCGAGUGAAGGAAACGACUGAGAAAGCACAGCACCAGGCCAGGGGCAGAGCCAGCGGGAGGCCGGUGACCCUCCGAGGAAACCCCAUCUUCUCGGGAGCUGGGCCAGGGGGCUGGCCCGGGAGGCCCCGAGGAGAGCCCCGGCCUCGGCUGUUGCCUGCCCGCUUCCAGCUGCUCCCCACAGGAAGGGCGCUGUGUCCUGGUCUGGGACACCACUCCACUUGCACCCCCCCCGCAAGCCCUUCCCCAGCCACUGCCACAAACACACGAAUCUCACCGAGGUCCCCUCUCAGAGGACAGGGUGCCACUCCCCUCCCCGACACCGUGCCCGGCCACGAGAACACACCCCACCCCACCGGGAGUGUGCUCUGGAAGAUGCAAGAGGGCGGACGUUUCGUCUUGGGGAGGCAGAGCCUAAUAGAAGGUUGAGCAUUGCUUUGGGUGUGUAUGUCUGUGGCUGGGGUGAAAUAAAGGUGCCCUGAGGCCCCAAACACCGCC